Cynoglossus semilaevis (tongue sole) is the source of this 1421-nucleotide messenger RNA. It is a transcript of the gene dnajc15, whose product is annotated as DnaJ (Hsp40) homolog, subfamily C, member 15. Gene Ontology annotation, molecular function: ATPase activator activity. Gene Ontology annotation, biological process: protein import into mitochondrial matrix. The record is from RefSeq and is a predicted model, not a curated record. Bases 47 to 499 code for a protein of 150 amino acids. The transcript is spliced from 6 exons. NCBI's taxonomy places the organism in Eukaryota, Metazoa, Chordata, Actinopteri, Pleuronectiformes, Cynoglossidae. Gene Ontology annotation, cellular component: PAM complex, Tim23 associated import motor.
GAAACGCUUUAGCUGAUUACUUCCGGGUUAAUUUUCCAGGGCCAUCAUGGCAAAUACAGGUAGAUUGACCCUGGAUGGUGGAGAAACGAUGCGUUAUGCUGAAUACACUUCAAACUCAAACACCAGGAGCGACGCAGAGAUUGACAGACGAUUUGGGGGCACUCUGAUUGCAGUUGGACUCGGUGUAGCAGCUGCUGGAUUUGCAGGUCGCUAUGCGUUUCAGCUGUGGAAGCCUCUUGGACAGGUCCUCUCAGAGACUGUGAAGAAGAUGCCCACAUCAGCUUUCUCAGCUUACUAUAAAGGGGGUUUUGAGCAAAAGAUGUCCAGACGAGAGGCUUGCCUCGUUCUCGGCAUAGGCCCAACCAGCACAAAAUCCAAGGUCCGUGACGCCCACAGAAGGAUUAUGGUCUUAAACCAUCCAGAUAAAGGUGGUUCACCGUACCUCGCUGCUAAGAUUAACGAAGCCAAAGACCUUCUGGAAAAAGAGUCCCGACGAUGAUCACUGCACUGCCAACACUUAAAGACUUCCAGUUCAUGCUUGAUCUCAGCUCUGAAAAGCACCGACAUCAAACCUGGACAAAAAUAGGAUGACCAUGACAUUUUAGUUUUUAACAAUUUAUUUCAGCUGUCUGCUAGUCUUUUUUAUUUCCACUCAUCCUAAAGUGCUGGUUCCUUACCGGUUCACAUCGUGUGGUUGCCCUCCAGUCCUGACCAUUGUCCUGGCUUUUUUUUUUUUUAUUCCAAACUAGUGAAUCUGUUGUGUUAAUUAACACAGACCACAUAAUUGUGUGUUCAUAAAAUCAAUAAAUUGUUGAUGAGAAUAUAAAACAGAUUUUAAAAAAAUGUUGAGAGGGUUAAGAUGAGCUCAGUGCUGGGUAUUUACUACUUUAGGUCAACACAAACAGCAAUCUACAGAUUAUUCAAGGUGAGAACAUAGUUGUGAUUCAGUUGUUUGUUUUUUUUAAUUUGAGGUUUAUUAUUCACAAAAGAAAGUUCUUUUGUCUCACAGAUGUUUUUUUUUUACAGCGUUCAUGCAACACUAGAUACUACUCUAGUAUCUGGUAAGGUUAGUCCAGGCUCGGCCUGUCCUCAUGUCAACUGCUAGCUUGCUUUUGUAGCCUAUAUAUGUCUUUUUUUUAGUCCUUCUGCUGAAAAUGUACACUGUUCUCACUUCCUGUGGCCAUGCGUGUUCUACUGGAGACACUGAAGGUUCUUUUGAGACACUAAGCUCCUUACUUGUAACCAGAGGCAACAAAGAAGCGAGACACAUGUAGGAGGCACAGACUAAAACUUUAGUCUCCAUGAUGGCAGCAUGAAAACUUCACUUUCUUAGGUCAUCAAAUGGCAUGCUGGGAAGAAGAAAGCAUUUGUACUAAAAAAGGUUAUAAUACAGUCAACAAUCGUCAAGGAUGUUAUUAAUU